AUGGGUCGCCCUCUGGUGAUCUCGGAUUUUGUUUACGUCUGUUCGACGGCGCAGCGCUCGGCUGCGCAGCGGCGGGCCCGCGCCGCUGCGGCUCGUGGCGUCACCGUGGCCCGUUCCGAAGUGGAGCAGCUGAAGGCUAAAGUCGAGCUGAUAAAGCAGUCUCGCACCGCCGAUUCGCGCGCGCAGCAGGCUAGCAUGCCAUUGACGCCCUAUUUCCACGUCCCGAACUUCGCGAUGAGCUCGCCCAACGGCUACGGUCGCUCGGGGCGGCACUCCUGGUUUAUGCGCAGCUGGAUGCUGGCCUGGAUCUCGGCGCACUGGUGCGGCAUCAAAAAGGCGACCGACUGGGGCGGCAUCAAAAAGCAGCUGGUGGCGGAGUCUGCGGGCAGCGCGGAGCAGGAGCAGGAUCUUGCCCCCGUCCUGCAUGCGCUGGAGGUGGCGGAGUAUGCGGUGGAGCCCAAGGAACAUGCCGCAGCGCCGCUGAAUGUGCCUAAGGCGCUUGGCAUGAGGUGCGCAUGUGGCGCGCUGGUUUUCUCGUCGUGCGCUGAGCCUUCUGCUGGCGCGCCGCGCGGGACGGGGACGCCCUGGCUCGCGGUGAAAAAGCACUUCGAGUUCAGGUCGACGCGGUCUGGGCAGCUGAGCGGGAGAGGCUUUUGCGAGACGUCGAUGCUCUACGGGAUCUUCGUGGACAACCUCGUGUUUCUCGGCCUGCCGCGGCACGUGCCCGAGAGCGGCGUGGCCAUGCUUUUCGGCUUCGCCUUCGGCAUCGCCGUCAGGGUCCUCGACCUGCCUCAGGAGGAGUCCAUUCUCGUUUUCAAGAACAACGUCUUCUUCUACGGAUUGCUGCCGCCCAUCAUCUUCGAGGCUGGGACCCGAGGCGCAGAUGUUCGUGGACAACCUCGGCAGCAUCGCGGCGUUUGCGGUAGUUGGCACUCUCAUCAGCACGUGGGUGGUCGCCGAGAUGCUGCAGUGGGCCGCUGA
Molecule: messenger RNA, 981 nt
Organism: Prorocentrum cordatum
Lineage: Eukaryota; Dinophyceae; Prorocentrales; Prorocentraceae
Source: the annotation of a GenBank genome assembly